Notodromas monacha is the source of this 5131-nucleotide messenger RNA. The record is from the annotation of a GenBank genome assembly. NCBI's taxonomy places the organism in Eukaryota, Metazoa, Arthropoda, Ostracoda, Podocopida, Cyprididae.
AGUUUUUUCAUAGUUUCCCUUCAGUGAAUGCACGUGUUGCCGUUAUGUGGGGUUUGAAGUGCUGUCAGAUACGAGCUUGGGGAGAAUUGGGUCUCCGAGUGUUGAUGCUUGUCAUGUUUUGUAUAUCCGACGUUGCUGCGCCUUUUGAACGAGAAAUUCACGAAGCCGAACUUUCCCUGUACCAGUAUCCGCAUGUGCGAAGUGAAAGAAUUCCUUAUAUCAGCCUUCUGAUUCUGGUAACUGCUGUUCCGUUGUCUAUCAUUGCCGUACAUUACUUCUGGACGAAACAACGCGAAGAUGCGGUGGAUUUUUUAUCGGGAUGGUCUCUCUCCGUUCUCUUCACGGGAAUUAUCACGAAUUUGAUAAAAAUGACAGUUGGUCGCCCGAGACCGGAUUUUUUCAGCAGGUGUUUCCCGGAUGGAAAUGGGAUAGUAACCAAGUCUGCCACUGGACUUCUAUCGUUCAGAUGUUCUGGGGAUAUUGAAAGUGUCCUGCAAGGAAGACGAAGUUUUCCUUCGGGGCACACUUCCAUCGCCUUCGCUGCUUUUGGAUUUUGUAGUUUGUUCGUCGCCGGAAAACUGAAAGUUUUUCACCCAGCGAGACCAUCGAAAGGUGUUGGGCUUUUCAUUACCGUGAUCCCUGCGUGUUUGGCCCUUUUGAUUGGUAUCAGCCGAACGUGCGAUUACAGGCACCACUGGGAAGAUGUUGUAGUUGGUGGACUUCUUGGAUGCCUAGUUGCGUACGUUUCCUAUAUGCAGUAUUUUUGCCACCCCUCAUCAGCGUUCUGCGAUUUUUCCCUGAGGAGUCAAGGGAUUCGUGACUUCGUUCCUUUCAAUUCUUCAUUACCUGUGUCUUGUGCUAGCAGUUCUUCGAGCAAGGUAGAUCUCUCACUGGUGGAAAUGGGAAAACUGGCAUAAUUGUGAUCUUGGCUGUUUUUUGUGGAUGUGCAGUGGAGAAUGGUGUUCAAUCGUUUUAUCAGAAUCGAAUUCAUUUGUAUGUGGUAUCAUCUGUUAUGGAUUUUUGUCGAUCGCUGUGUUGAGUUGAAGCGUUCUAACAUUUUUUUCCUUAUGAUCCGGCCCAGGCGAUCGUUACGGACGCGAAAUUGCUGGCGUGAGACUAUGGUUAUUUUCUAAUCUGGAGUGAGCUUUCUCUGCGGGAUAACUUUUUUAAUUGAAACGGAUUUCAGCAUUUCAAAUUGGAACAGAAUUGUAGAGCAGCUAUGUGGAAAGUCCGUGAAUUAGCUGAUAAAGUGACCAAUGUGGUCAUGAACUACACGGAGAUUGAAGCUAAGGUUCGGGAAGCCACAAAUGAUGACUCAUGGGGCCCAACUGGUAGCAUGCUUCAGGAACUGUCGACGGCAACCUUCACGUAUGAGCAAUUUCCUGAAGUAAUGGGCAUGCUCUGGAAGAGGAUGCUGCAAGAUAAUCGCAAAAAUUGGCGGCGAACUUACAAGGCAUUGGUUGUUUUGGCGUACUUGCUGAGGAACGGGUCGGAGCGAGUGGUAACAAGCGCCCGGGAGCACAUAUACGACUUGCGAACUCUGGAGAACUACUCCUUCGUGGACGAGCAAGGAAAAGACCAAGGUAUCAACAUUCGUCACAAAGUGAAAGAAAUGAUCGAUUUCAUCCAAGAUGACGACAAACUGCGUGAGGAGCGGAAAAAGGCCAAGAAGAACAAGGACAAGUACAUUGGGAUGUCCAACGACAUGAUGGGCUUCAAUCGGAUGAACUGGGGAAACGAGCCAUCCAGGAAUAAGGAUGAUUUCGAUACUUGGGAUCCAAAGAGAGUGACGAGUACGACAGGGAAGAGUAAUUACCGAGAUCAUUCGCCCGAUUUGAGUGAUGAUGGCGGAGACAAGGUCGGAUCAACCGUUAGAGCGAGCGAAUUCAAGGAUAGCGAUGAAUCUCCCACUUCAUCCAGCCCCACUCGCAAUGGAAGAAUAAAAAAGCAGUCCAGUGGAGAAUCGCCUGUGCGAUUCACCCCUCCGCAUCACCUUUCGUCUUGUGAAUUUCGUUUGCCGGAGCACCGACCUGGCAGCGUGUCUCCAAAGAAGCCUGUUGCUGAUUUGUAUGCAAGUGAUACAGCCGGUGGGGGGGACUUCGGUGAUUUCGAGUCUGCGUUUCCCUCGACCAACGAAUUGAGUGGAGCGGAGAAAGAUGAAGAUUUUGCUGAUUUUGCCUCUGCGUUUUCCGGGCUGAGAACUGGAGAAGUAUUGAACAUUCCUUCUGGCCCGCUCUCCUUGCCGUCGUCCUACGGGAUUCCGAGCACAGGUGGCGUGGGCAAUGAUUUGCUGAAUUUGAACGACGGCGGGUUGGGUGGUGGACCGUAUAAAGGACCGCCGGCUGUGAGCAACAUUGCUGCUGGCGGGUUGAACCUGUUCGGAUUGAGUCAACCGACGUCUUUGCCGCCUCAGAUUCCGCAGAUGGACUUGCUGACCGAAUUUGGACCCUCGUCGACGACGACGACGCUCACCCCAGACAAAAAGGCGUUCAAGUUAGGAUCGGCGAGAAACUGGUUUGUUUUAGAUGACAUCUGUGAUGAGAUAUCGGCUGUGUUGCGGACUCAGCCUGGUGCAAUCCGCUGCAGCGACCCAGAUGAAGAGUGGCGUCGUAACCGAGUCGAGGACCUGCUGCGGUCGUUCUGCUCAUUCCUACCCGGCCCAUUCACGGAGCAAAAGUUUUGUGACGUCGAUAGUCGGCUUUCAGACCCGGAUGUUGCAGUGGUCCACGCCUACGAACGUGUCGUCAAGAUUUUGUUGUCCAAUGGACAUGCACCCAUUUGGUUCCUCGUUUCGAGUGGGUUUUACCGCGAGACCAUGGAAGGCGUCGUGGACGCUCUUGUGUGCGGUCAAGUCGAACCACACAUUGGACUGCGCGUCGUGGACGAGUUGCUGAAUCACGCCGUCAGCGAGUGGAUCCUGCCGUCUUGCAAACCCGACGGAGAUGCUGGUGCAAUUGAAGAUUUGGCCACGACAAUUGCGUCAUUGCCAGAUGUUGUGGGCAAUGUGUGCUGCGACAAAUUCCCCCGGAAUUAUAACGAGGAUAAUUUCGCCAAUCGUGUCGGCAAAGUGUUGCUGGAUGGCGUUAGUGUUAUUUGUGAAGCUUGUCGGAGGUGCGUAGACUGCUCGGUGCGUCCAAUCACAAUACUGCUGACGAAAUUGUUUCGGCGACGCGGUGUCAACUGCAUAUCGCGGAAAUUCCUUCCCGACGUACUGAAGGUGGUGCAAGAGGAUUAUGUGGCUCGACGAGUAAUGCACGUGGUUUUUGAGCGUCUGGAUGACCGAAGAACGUUUGAUGCCAUUGUUGAGAGUGUGGUUCGUGUCGCAGAAAGCCAGGAGGCUGUCGUGUGUCUGCUCGGUAGGUCAGAGCGGGUAUCUGAGCUGCUCAGCUGCAAGCUGGCCUUCCAUUCCUACUCGUCGGAUGUGCUGGUUGCCCGUAAAAUUGUGGGCUACUUGUCAAAGUGCGAAAGCCGAGACUUCGUUAGCGCGUUUGCUGAGAAGCUUGCCGUCGUUUGGGGCAACAAGUCGUCGCUGAACAAUGUGUGCUUCGAACAACACGUGUUCAUCUCGCGUCUGUUGAUACUUGCUACCAAGGCCGGCGUUGCAGAAGCCGGCAACAGGAGUAUCCUUGCACUCGUAACUGACGGAGUCACGAGGCAUCUCGAGUCAACAGACGUUUUGAUCCGCCAAAUGGGCAUGUCUGUUGCCCAGAUUCUCUGCCCUCUUGUGAAUCCUGACGGCCCCAAACUCGAAUUUGAAGUUCCAAGUUGGAGUGGGUGUCGUGAUUUGCAUGAUGAAUUGGUAAGUCUCUGCAAAGAUCAUUCCGUUGUCGCCAAAGGACGGAAGGAAGAGGAGGAGGACGACGACAAGAACAAGAAGAGGAAAAAUGAGAGUGUCGAAACGGUUGGAUUGGAUAGCGAUGACGAUACGGAAGAAGAGAAUGAUGAUCAUGACGACAUAAACGGUCGUCCAAUGUUGAUGACCAGCAACGAGAUCUUGACCGCGCUAGGAAGUGAAGACCCGGACGUUGUUAGUAAUGCAUUGGCGUCUGUACCUCGCACCGUGCCGAAGCAGAUGGCCUCAUUUUCGGAGCCAAUGAAGAUGGCUGCCUUGCUCCCGUUGAUGGAGAGUGUCUUGUUUUCCCGUGGACAUGAGGGGUUUAGAUUUGAUGCCCUUGUCACGCUGGCCAAGUGUGGCCCCGUAUUCGCGCCCAAGUUCCUGGCUGACAAGCUGUUUUCGCGGGAACUCGGGACGAGAGAACGAUUGGAUGUUUUGUGCAUUUUGAUGCGGGCCGUGAAGGAUUUGGACCAAGCGCGGACUGUUCGCAACGUUUCUAGUGCCAGUGAGAUGGACGCAGUGGUGGAUGCUCGGGUCCAAGCUCGAACCCGACGCUUCUUCUCGACGCCGCAGGUUUUGUCAAGCCGAGAGUCGACGAAUGUGGUUGGUGGAUUCUUCUAUCCGCUGGUGGAACCGUUUUUCGGUUGCUCCUCUUUGCCCCCCGCGCUACAAGACGCGUUCGUGCUGGGGACAUACAUUCGGUGUUUGGGAACCAUUUUGUCGUGUGCGGGACAGAGCCCGCGCUUCAUGGACAUGUCAUCUGCCGGCCUGCAAGUGGUGCAUUUGGUCAAGCAGCACCCAGAAGGUGCUGUGCGAGAGGCGUGCUUGUGGCUGGUUGGCAUUGUGGCAGCCGGUGUUGCCAAGCCGUUUUUGCCUGACAUGUUGGACCGAUUGGCCGAGUUCGUGCGAUGGAUAAGCGAUGUUCAGUUCAGGGAUCCGCACGGCGGCUGCAGAGUAAUGGCCGCCCGGGUUGGGCCAGUUCUUGCUGCGUGUUUCCACGUUGCCUCCAGUGUACAUCCGAGUUUGAACCCGAGCGUUGCACCAGAUGCAAAUUCAUUCCCAUCAAUUGAUAUGCAUUACUGGCGUUUACUAAGUGAUCGGUUGACGGAAUUUCAGGCCAAGCCGGGGAACACGUGGAGUAACGUGGGUAGCGUGAAUAUUGACUUGAACCUGCGCACAGGGACCGGGGCCAGUGGGCGCAACAACGCACCCUCAAUGAACCAACUCAUGGGCCAGGCAGCGAAAAUGUCACCCAAGAUCGGAGAAGGAAAAGCAGGACCCGUGUCUUCCUUGUGA